AUGGCUACGUCCUGCAACAACUUCAUCCAACAACUCAUCCGUGCCGAAGAGUCUGAAUUCAAGGGCAUGAUUCAUCAUGCACCCAAUCAGACUCUCCCAUCCAUUACGUCCAUCCCCAACCAGUCCAGGGUCUAUGCUUCAUCUCUAGGCCAAUUGGAUCUUCUCCCUGCUGAGCUUCUGCUCUCCGUCCUCGACCUUCUUGAUUUCCAGUCUCUGUCUUGUCUUUCAAGGGUUUCUAUUCUUGGCAAAGAUGUCAUAGAGAGUCUGCCAGUUUAUAGCGAGAUGGUCCAGCACGCUCCUGAGACAUUGGCCGCUUUGGCUAAAACUCAUCUGCUGGGCUAUCAUCGUGCUACUAUGCUUCACUCGACCCUCCGGCAGAGCAAAUGUGUAUCGUGCUUUGCAUUUGGCGGGUUUCUCUUUGUGCCCACGUGUGAGAGGGUUUGCUUCGAAUGUCUGUACGAGAAUCAGUCUCUCCGGAUGACUUCUCCAGCCAUGGCAAAGCAGUGUUUUGGUCUCACAGAUGAUGACCUCGGGCGAGUCCCCAUUAUGCACAGUGUUCCUGGCACUUUUGGUCUGAGGUUUCAGUUUGCGCAUAAACAGGUGGAACAUCUUGUCAGUGUCAAGCAGGUAAAGAGGCUUGCUCUGGAAAUACACGGCUCAGAUGAGGAGCUAGCCAAGUUGAGGCCAACAUACCGCCCUGGCAAAGUAUCUAUGAAAGACGCUGCUAUUUUCAGACAUUUUCACGAAGCUUCGCUCGACUCUCCCGGCUGUGAUCUGUCAAGGCUGCCUAGAAAGGCCGAAGUAGUGGAAGAUGACUUUGGUGGCAUGGCCUCCAUUCGAUUCCCGUACCUUUCAGAUACUGGCGCUGAGAAUGGCGUCCUAUGUCAGGGAUGCGUCGUUACGUACAGCCAUUAUAUGCAGGGCAUACUCCCUCCGCAUACUCUCUCACAAAUUGUCCCAGCGGAUGUUGGGCCAUAUCGUCCACUUCUCGCGUUGCUGACCCGCCUAUGGUCUCAAGAAGGGUUCCUCGAGCAUGUACACGAAUGCUAUGGUGUACGGCGCAUUCUUGGACUGUGA
Molecule: messenger RNA, 1077 nt
Organism: Fusarium pseudograminearum CS3096
Lineage: Eukaryota; Fungi; Ascomycota; Sordariomycetes; Hypocreales; Nectriaceae
Exons: 1
Coding region: 1-1077 (358 amino acids)
Molecular function (GO): protein binding
Source: RefSeq, a predicted model, not a curated record